AAAGCCGGAAGUGACGGAGACGAGGUAGCGCGUCGAAGGUACCUUUAUGGUUUUCCUCCCGUUCUUGAGUCGGGAAAUGGCCGCUGUGUAGUUACAACGGAGGUUAAGUCCCGGGAACCGUGCUUUGGCGUAUCAGGAAUUUGAAUUUAGAGUUUAAUAUCAGAACAUUGUCUCCGGAAAGAAUUUGACAGUAUCUCAAAGACUUCACUUGACUGCUUGAUCCUGCAUAAUAAAGCUCAAGGAGAAAAGAAAUGGGUCGCUCCAAUUCUAGAUCACAUUCUUCAAGAUCAAAGUCUAGAUCACAGUCUACUUCUCGAUCACGAUCAAGAUCACACUCUAGAAAGAAGAGAUACAGUUCUAGGUCCCGUUCCAGAACAUAUUCAAGAUCUCGUAGUAGAGAUCGUAUUUAUUCUAGAGAUUAUCGUCGAGAUUACAGAAAUAAUAGAGGAAUGAGAAGACCUUAUGGGUACAGAGGAAGGGGUAGAGGGUAUUAUCAAGGAGGUGGAGGUAGAUAUCAUCGAGGUGGCUAUAGACCUGUCUGGAAUAGAAGACACUCUAGGAGUCCUAGACGAGGUCGGUCACGUUCUAGAAGUCCAAAAAGAAGAUCUGUUUCUUCUCAGAGAUCCCGAAGCAGAUCUCGCCGGUCAUAUAGAUCCUCUAGGUCUCCAAGAUCUUCCUCUUCUCGUUCUUCAUCCCCGUAUAGCAAAUCACCUGUCUCUAAAAGACGAGGGUCUCAGGAAAAACAAACCAAAAAAGCUGAAGGGGAACCCCAAGAAGAGAGUCCUUUGAAAAGUAAAUCACAGGAAGAACCGAAAGAUACAUUUGAGCAUGACCCAUCUGAAUCUAUUGAUGAAUUUAAUAAGUCAGCCACAUCUGGUGAUAUUUGGCCUGGCCUUUCAGCUUAUGACAAUAGUCCCAGAUCACCCCAUAGUCCUUCACCUAUUGCUACACCACCUAGUCAGAGUUCAUCUUGCUCUGAUGCCCCCAUGCUCAGUACGGUCCACUCUGCAAAAAACACCCCCUCUCAGCAUUCACAUUCCAUUCAGCAUAGUCCUGAAAGAUCUGGGUCUGGUUCUGUUGGAAAUGGGUCUAGCAGAUACAGUCCUUCUCAGAAUAGUCCAAUUCAUCACAUCCCUUCACGAAGAAGUCCUGCAAAGACAAUCACACCGCAGAAUGCGCCAAGAGAUGAGGCUAGGGGACGUUCCUCGUUUUAUCCUGAUGGUGGAGAUCAGGAAACAGCAAAGACUGGAAAGUUCUUAAAAAGGUUCACAGAUGAAGAGUCUAGAGUAUUCCUGCUUGAUAGGGGUAAUACCAGGGAUAAAGAGGCUCCAAAGGAGAAAGGAUCAGAAAAAGGGAGGGCAGAGGGAGAAUGGGAAGAUCAGGAAGCUCUAGAUUACUUCAGUGAUAAAGACUCUGGAAAACAAAAAUUUAAUGACUCAGAAGGGGAUGACACAGAGGAGACAGAGGAUUAUAGACAGUUCAGGAAGUCAGUCCUUGCAGAUCAGGGUAAAAAUUUUGCUACUACAUCUCACCGGAAUGCUGAGGAGGAAGGACCCAAGUACAAGUCUAAAGUUUCACUGAAAGGCAAUAGAGAAAGUGAUGGAUUUAGAGAAGAAAAAAAUUAUAAACUUAAAGAGACUGGAUACGUAGUGGAAAGGCCUAGCACUACAAAAGAUAAGCACAAGGAAGACGACAAAAAUUCUGAGAGAAUAACAGUAAAGAAAGAAACUCAGUCACCUGAGCAGGUAAAGUCUGAAAAGCUCAAAGACCUCUUUGAUUACAGUCCCCCUCUACACAAGAAUCUGGAUGCACGAGAAAAGUCUACCUUCAGAGAGGAGAGCCCACUUAGGAUCAAAAUGAUAGCCAGCGAUUCUCAUCGUCCUGAAGUCAAACUCAAAAUGGCACCUGUUCCUCUUGAUGAUUCUAACAGGCCUGCUUCCUUGACUAAAGACAGGCUACUUGCUAGUACACUUGUCCAUUCUGUCAAGAAAGAGCAAGAAUUCCGAUCCAUCUUUGACCACAUAAAGUUGCCACAGGCCAGCAAAAGCACUUCAGAGUCGUUUAUUCAACACAUUGUGUCUUUGGUUCAUCAUGUUAAAGAGCAGUACUUCAAAUCAGCUGCCAUGACCCUAAACGAGAGGUUCACUUCGUAUCAGAAAGCCACUGAAGAACAUAGUACCCGGCAAAAGAGCCCUGAGAUACACAGGAGAAUUGACAUCUCUCCAAGUGCCCUGAGGAAGCACACCCGUUUAGCAGGAGAAGAGAGAGUUUUUAAAGAAGAAAAUCAAAAGGGAGAUAAAAAACUAAGGUGUGAUUCUGCUGAUCUUCGGCAUGACAUUGAUCGUCGUAGAAAAGAAAGAAGUAAAGAACGAGGGGAUUCCAAGGGCUCCAGGGAAUCCAGUGGAUCAAGAAAGCAGGAGAAAACUCCAAAAGAUUACAAGGAAUACAAAUCUUACAAAGAUGACAGUAAACAUAAAAGUAGAGAGCAAGAUCAUUCUCGAUCUUCAUCCUCUUCAGCAUCACCUUCUUCUCCCAGUUCUCGAGAAGAAAAGGAGAGUAAGAAAGAAAGAGAAGAAGAAUUUAAAACUCACCAUGAGCUGAAAGAAUACUCAGGCUUUGCAGGAGUUAGCCGACCGAGAGGAACCUUUUUUCGAAUUAGAGGCAGAGGAAGAGCCAGAGGAGUUUUUGCUGGGACAAAUACUGGUCCAAACAACUCAAAUACUACUUUUCAAAAGAGACCGAAGGAAGAGGAAUGGGAUCCAGAAUAUACCCCAAAGAGCAAGAAGUACUUCUUGCAUGAUGACAGAGAUGAUGGUGUGGAUUAUUGGGCUAAAAGAGGAAGAGGUCGUGGUACUUUUCAACGUGGCAGAGGGCGCUUUAACUUCAAAAAAUCAGGUAGCAGUCCGAAGUGGACUCAUGACAAAUACCAAGGGGAUGGGAUUGUUGAAGAUGAAGAAGAAACCAUGGAAAAUAAUGAAGAGAAGAAGGACAGACGCAAAGAAGAAAAGGAAUAGUAAAUCUGAAGUAAGAUUACAGCAGAGAACAGAACUUAACACCCACCAUUUUAUUUUUAAACCUGAUUUUUGUUUUCAAAUAAGAAUGUAAGCAUUUCACUUAAAUUUAACUGUUUGCAAGUAGUCUAUAGAUAUUUUGUUUUAAGUCUUUAAAUAUCUUGAAAAAUAGUAGACUGUAUGUUGAAAAUUGUACUGAAAUAAAGUAGAAAAUUGUUAACGUACCAUAUUUGUAACUAUCAACUUAAAAAAACUUUUGCUGUUUUUGUUACAUGCAUUGUAAUUCUGCUUUGUCUAUAAGAUACGGUCAAGUACAGCUCUGUGAAAAGUUCUGAUUCUCUUUCCUCCCUGUUAAUGUUUUAUUCUGAAGUAAACUUUAGCUCUACAUACAAAUAAAUCUCUGAACAGAAAUUGCUUGUAGAGACCACACUUUUAUCUGUGUACAUCUGUUUAACAUUUUUCUUAAUUUGAACACACUACACCGUAGGGUGACUAAUUUUUGAAGUGUACCACAGAACAAGUUGUUAAGUUGAUAAACUAAGCUAGUUUAACACUUCAGGUGUUUAGAAGGGGAAAAAAAGCUUUGCCAAUAACUAAAAAGUACAAGCUAUUAAAAGUUAGAUUGAAAAGUUUGAGAGAAUUUUUUUUGUUUACUGAAAGCAAGCACUGACCUAUAAACAUUGUUAGGAGCUUUUCCUAUUUGGGUUCAAAAUUCAGUGUUCUUUUUCCAUUUUUAUUUGAAAGUUUGAGUCAUGGUCUUAGAUAUCAGCUAUUCUUUGAUAGAGGAAACUGGCUUGCAGUGAUACUGCAAAAAAAAAAAAUGUCAUUCCUACUGAAUGUCUUAGUAGUAACAAAACCAAAACAACAAAAUUUGUUAUCUUGUUAUGGAGGAGGAAUAUCCUGCAGAAUAAUUUGAUACAUUAUAACCACGUAGCUGAUUUCAUAUCUUACCUGUGUAUUUGGACUUUAAAACAGGUGAAACAUGGGUUUGUAGUCUAACCAUAAGAAGUUGCUGAAACAAAGCUUACUCUUAUUCAUUAGUAUUUUAAGUACUUGUUUUUCAAAUGUCAUCAAUAAAAAGUUUUGGUAGGAAGCUUGUUGCAGCAUUGCUCUAACUUGAUUUUUAUUUUUUUUCCUAUUUCAUUUGCAGUUUGUAAACUGCCGCGUCCCCCCAAGUGUUCUAUUCUUCAGGUGGAUAAUCUUUCAAAUGUGAAUUACCUUUGAUAUUUAUAGCUCUUAAAAGAAUGAAAGUCUGAAAUAGUAAAUUUUAGUGUUAAGUUUGUCUGCUUUAUGAGCAUAUGUAAGACAACUCAGAUUUCACUUGUUAAUUCAACUGAAUUAGUUCUGUGUUUACGUUAAAAAAAGACAUUGCUUAUUCUGUUAAUGUAAACUUUUAAAGAUUGUAAACGUAUGACUCUUUUCAUCCUCACAUUUGAUCAUUUGCAGUGCUUCUAGCACCUUGAUUCUGGCAGGAGCAUUUAAAAGGUACUGCGGGAAAAACUAAACAAAACCCAAUAUAUGUGAUGUUUAUGGCCAUAAGAUCUUACUUUUACAUGAUUUCCCCUAUUAAUUUUGCCAUUCUGAAUAUGUUCUGGAAUUGUUAAAGUGGUGGAAAUACCUUCAAAGAAUGUGUAUGGCAUUAAUCAGGAAGUAACUAAUAUUUGCCUGUUCAGAUCAGUACUUAUAUAUGUUUUAAAGCAACAUAGAUGUGAUCCUCAACACAGGAUAAUUUUAUGACUUUUAUGCAAAUUAGCUUUUAUUUUUACAGUCACUGUAUGGUUAGAAAAUUAAUCUCUAUGCAUGACUAUAAAUAUGCUGUUUUGCUUUUCGGCUUCAGUCUAUAGGAAAAAGUGGAUUUGUUGAGAAAUUAUUUAAGAGGAAGUGGGGAUAAAGUUACCCAAGUCCUGUGGGCAGGUUAUAUUUUAAGUACAAAUGAAUUGCUUUAAAUAUAACAUGAUUUGGUUAGCUUUACUCUCUUAAACAUUUAUAAUUGAGAAAAGAGUAUCCUACCAGAAUAUAGUAGGACAGAAUGAUUGUGAGAACUCUCAGUUGAAUGCCCUUCUGGAUGUUGCUGUUACCCUUUUCAGAGCCAAGGAUAUAAAAAGUAGCUUGUGUGUAUUUUUUUAAAUCAUAAUUUAUCUUCACACUUUGAUACGUUAAAAGCUGAAUAGUUCCUCUUGCUAAGAUGUUACCUGUUUUUAAGUGCCAGGAUAUACUCUGUUACCUGCAUUGACAGACUUCCUUUUGCCUAGAGAAGGGAAAUAAAAAUGAACCAAAGGAUAUAUC
Messenger RNA from Trichechus manatus latirostris (Florida manatee), 5297 nucleotides. RefSeq names its product BCL2 associated transcription factor 1 (gene BCLAF1). The transcript is spliced from 13 exons. Gene Ontology annotation, cellular component: exon-exon junction complex; mediator complex. Bases 252 to 3014 code for a protein of 920 amino acids. Gene Ontology annotation, molecular function: mRNA binding; DNA binding; transcription coregulator activity. The record is from RefSeq and is a predicted model, not a curated record. NCBI's taxonomy places the organism in Eukaryota, Metazoa, Chordata, Mammalia, Sirenia, Trichechidae. Gene Ontology annotation, biological process: positive regulation of transcription by RNA polymerase II; mRNA processing.